Molecule: messenger RNA, 1191 nt
Organism: Maniola jurtina (meadow brown)
Lineage: Eukaryota; Metazoa; Arthropoda; Insecta; Lepidoptera; Nymphalidae
Exons: 10
Coding region: 1-1170 (389 amino acids)
Biological process (GO): sodium ion transport
Cellular component (GO): membrane
Molecular function (GO): sodium channel activity
Source: RefSeq, a predicted model, not a curated record
AUGUAUGGUAUAUUAAAUACCGAUUCACCAGUUACUGGUUCAUAUGAAGCGAUGGUAACGGUAAAUAAUAACCAUUUCGUGAAAAUGAUACGAAAACAGGCGAAACUGAAGAGAGAGAGGAAACCGGAUUGGAAGGCCUCGAAUGCACACAUAUUUGACUACAGACAGCAUAUCGCGGAUAUUAUAUAUGGCCAGGGUAACUGCGGCAACGUAUAUUGUUUGCCUUGUGGUGAUUCCAAAGUGCCGUCUUGCAAUGUAUCCUGGAGGAAUUUAAUUGACAAAUUUCAGAUUCACAAAAAAUGUGAUGAGUUGGUUACCAACUGCUAUUUCAACACAGUCAAGUUCCCCUGCUGUAAACACUUUUACACAGUUGACUCCGAAAGUGGUCCAUGUUACUCAUUCAACAGUUUGCAGGGCCCGUAUACAGGGAAUCUUCAGUUUUAUGUGAAUAGAAGUACUGGUCCUGGCCUACUGUCUUUUCGCCUACUGUCUAAUGCAGAAGUAUCCGUACAUAGUUCUGAAGAAUUAUCCACAGAGAUUUUGGACUCGAAGUUUAAAUUCAAAGUCGAUACGUAUUUGCAAGAAGUAGUAGACUAUUCUUUUUCUAUAGUCGAAAUGCAUAAUGAACCUGUUUUAGAAGAUGAGGAUAUCAAUAUAAGGAAAUGUCGAUAUGGCCACGAAAUACCAGACCUGCCAUUACAUACUUAUCAGGUUUAUUCUUAUGGUGGUUGUUGUUUAGCACAAAGUACAGCUGAAGCUUUCAACUAUUGCCACUGUAUCCAUCCUGUACGUGAUAUACGAUAUAAACAUAUUUAUUGUAACUAUACCGGAAUCAACUGUUUAAUUAAGUACAAAGUUCCAAAUUCAAAAUUGGAGAAUCACGGCUGUACUGACACCGUAAAUUGUUUACCAGCAUGUGCAGAAAGUGAACUAUAUACAAUCCAUGUAGCUAAAAUAGAAAAACUGAAGCCAAAUCGUGAAAAUGGAUCUCUAAUAAAUAUACGCAUGGUUGCGUUGCCUACUAUGCGCUACCAUAAAAGAUUGUUACGGACCAAUAUGGAUUUCGUUGUAACUAUAGGCGGUAUGGUUGGACUUUUCUUCAGUGCAUCGAUAUUAAGUUUCGCUGAAAUAUUUUAUCUAAUCUUACGAUCACCUAAUAGUAAUAAGUAAAAAAUAUAAUAUAAGCACAUA